AUGCUCAGCGGUGGCGUUAGCGGCGUGGCAGCUCGCGUCUGCACCCAUCCCUUUGACACAAUCAAGUCGCGGCAGCAGGUGGCGGGAAGCCUGGACGGCGGUGUGCGCCGCCUCGCGCGCGCCUCCAUGCCAACGGCUCUGCUCUCUGUGCUCCGCGACGAGGGCGUCGCGGGCCUGUAUCGAGGCUUUGGCGCAGUCGCGUUCGGCGUCCCGUUUGCUAGCGCCUUUUACUUUGGAGGGUACGAGUGGAGCAAGGCUCUCCUCGGCGAGGGCACCGCAGCGUACAUCUGCGCGGGACUGCUCGGCCAGAGUGCGGCCGGCCUGGUGUACACUCCGGUGGACGUCAUCAAGGAGCGGCUGCAGGUUCAGAGCCUGGUGGGGAGGCAGGGCUACCGGUACGCCUCGGCACUCGACGGGCUGCGGAGCGUCGUGCGCGCCGAGGGCGCGGCGGGGCUGAUGCGCGGGUACUGGGCCAACAACGCAACGUGGUGGCCGUGGAACGUGGCCUACUUCCUCGCGUACGAGCACGGGCGCGACCUCGUGGCGCGUCACGCGGGCGUCGCCGACAAGGCGCAGCUUCCGCCCGCGACCUCGUCCGCGUGCGCCUGCGCCGCCGCCGCUGCGGCGACGCUGCUCACCUCGCCCGCGGACCUCGUCAAGACGCGGCUGCAGACGGCGGUCGGAGAGAGGCGCGGUGCGGCGGCGAUCGCGGCGGACCUGUACCGCGCCGAAGGUGCGCGCGCCUUUUUUGCGGGGGCGCCGGCUCGCGUGCUCGCCAUCGCGCCCGGGAGUGCCAUCUCCUUCUUCCUCUACGAGGUCGCCAAGCGGCUCGCGGCCCCCACUUGCACUGGCGAGCUCCCGCAGCUGGAGAGGAUGAAGCGAGCGCGGUCGGAAGUCUGA
Messenger RNA from Emiliania huxleyi CCMP1516, 900 nucleotides. RefSeq names its product mitochondrial carrier family. Gene Ontology annotation, molecular function: S-adenosyl-L-methionine transmembrane transporter activity. The record is from RefSeq and is a predicted model, not a curated record. The transcript has 2 exons. The coding region runs from base 1 to 900 and encodes 299 amino acids. Gene Ontology annotation, cellular component: mitochondrial inner membrane. Lineage: Eukaryota; Haptophyta; Isochrysidales; Noelaerhabdaceae.